ACUUGUUGUGACGCGUCGAGGAAGUUGUAGCCAUGGGAAGAACCUGUUGUAUUGUUGGAUGUAAUGUCCGUUCACACGAUCGACUUGGCAAGAAAUUAGACAACGGACUUUCUUUUUAUUGUUUUCCGGCCUGGAAACAUAAUGAAGGGAGUCAUGUGUCCGAUGUAACCAAGCGGAGACGGAUGGCCUGGAUAUCCGCCAUAAGACGCACGGACAUACACUUCGCAGACAUCCCAAGAUCAUUAAAAGUGUGUUCCAAGCAUUUUCAUUCAAGUAAACCAGCAUAUGAGAUGGACGAGUCUCAUCCAGACUGGGCUCCAACCCUGCACCUGGGUCACUCUGAAGUCACAGCCACAGUGUCAGAUCGGCAUGCCCGCAGACAACAUAGACAUAAUUUGAGAGAAUCUGAGGGAGGAGGCCAAACUGAACAAAACAACAUGAACGAAGAUGAGAGAGAUGGAGUCCAAGAAGAUGCAGAAGAAGAGGGAUAUGGGGAUCAAGCAGAGGCAGGAGCUGCGGAAGAGGAGGAAUAUAGAGAACAGACAGAAACAGACAAACCAGCUGCUAAGAGACUAAGAGCAGAAUGCCAGUUCUGUGAGCAAAGCAGUGCAGAACUAUCCCGUCUUUUGCAGGAAAAUAGGGAGCUUAGGUCCGAGUUAAACAAGUUUAAGAUGGAUGAAGAGUUUUUCAAAGAUAAUACAGAGAAGGUACGAUAUUAUACAGGACUUCCAUGUUUUGCAAUUGUGAUGUCAAUGUUUACUACUGUUAAGCCCUUCCUGCCAGUUGCAAAGAAGCUUUCACAAUUUCAAAUGGUUUUACUGACACUCAUUCGUCUAAGGCUUGAUCUUCCAAUCCAGCAUCUUUCACACAUUUUUAAUGUGUCAUGUAGAACUCUUUCUGCUACCUUCGCCGACACCAUAGAUGUGCUGUAUGCACGCCUUACUCCCUUGUUGUACUGGCCUGAGAGACACUGUUUACAAGCCACAAUGCCACAUCAAUUUUUUGUAACGAGACCCAACACCAUCAACAUGUCAGGCUUGUGUUGGAAAGGCAGAGGAAAUUCCACCUAUUCCUCAAGGCAGAGAAAUGUGAAUUUCCAUCAGACAGCCAUCCAGUUCCUGGGCUAUAAUAUCGGUCCUGAAGAAAUCCAGAUGGACGAGGGGAAGGUGGAAGCAGUUCAGUGUCUUCCUAGAACCACCAGGGCCUCCCAUGCCCUUCAACAACUCUAA
This is a messenger RNA of Sinocyclocheilus grahami, 1229 nucleotides long. RefSeq lists its product as uncharacterized. The coding region runs from base 33 to 1229 and encodes 398 amino acids. The record is from RefSeq and is a predicted model, not a curated record. The transcript is spliced from 4 exons. NCBI's taxonomy places the organism in Eukaryota, Metazoa, Chordata, Actinopteri, Cypriniformes, Cyprinidae.